CCAAGAGCAACACAGAGUUCAAGAGAUCAGUGAGUAAUUGUUUUAAGGUUUAGUUACAAGUUUUGGAGAGAUGGGUUUGGUCAAAACCUUUGAUGUUUACUUGAUGAUUGUGAUGUUAGCUGGUUUAGUGUUUGCAUUAGGAUUAUCAAAUGGUUACAAGUUCUAUGUAGGUGGGAAAGAUGGUUGGGUUCUUACUCCUUCCGAGGAUUAUUCUCAUUGGUCUCACCGAAACCGGUUUCAAGUCAACGACACUCUUUAUUUUAAGUACCCCAAGGGAAAAGAUUCAGUGUUGGAGGUGAGUGAAGAAGAGUACAACACAUGCAACACGACGCACCCCAUAACUUCCGUCUCAGACGGAGGCUCUCUCUUUGUGCUUAGCCGCUCAGGUCCGUUCUUUUUCGUCAGCGGUAACUCGGAAAACUGUCUCAAAGGCCAGAAGCUAGCCGUCAACGUCAUGUCGACCGCUCAUCACAGCCGCAGUCCUCGUCAGCCAUCUCCCUCACCAUCACCAUCACCAUCACCGACACUGUCUCCCAUCGCUUGGUCAUCUCCAGCGCCUUCUCCGGGAGUGGUUCUUUCUGACUCAGAAGCUCUUGCUCCAGCUCCAGAACCCGCCAAAGCUCGCAAUUCGGCCUGUUUGGUUGGUCCUGGGAUGGUUUCUUUGGGAUUAGUUCUCUUUGUUUUCAUAAGGUCCAUGGUCUAGAGUUUAUAGUGGUGAUUCAUGAAUGUAUUAAUUAAGUACUCUAUAGUUUGCGUUGAAUUCAAUAUUUAAUGUGCCAUUAUAUGUUUAAACU
Messenger RNA from Brassica napus (rape), 794 nucleotides. RefSeq names its product early nodulin-like protein 1. Bases 71 to 703 code for a protein of 210 amino acids. The transcript has 2 exons. NCBI's taxonomy places the organism in Eukaryota, Viridiplantae, Streptophyta, Magnoliopsida, Brassicales, Brassicaceae. Gene Ontology annotation, molecular function: electron transfer activity. Gene Ontology annotation, cellular component: plasma membrane. The record is from RefSeq and is a predicted model, not a curated record.